This is a messenger RNA of Gallus gallus (chicken), 2025 nucleotides long. RefSeq lists its product as uncharacterized. Lineage: Eukaryota; Metazoa; Chordata; Aves; Galliformes; Phasianidae. The transcript is spliced from 2 exons. The record is from RefSeq and is a predicted model, not a curated record. The coding region runs from base 395 to 673 and encodes 92 amino acids.
ACCGGCACCGGCAGAGGCAGCGCGGAGAGCGGCCCCGUUCAUCCCGGGGGGAGCGGCCCCGUUCAUCCCGGGGGGAGCGGCCCCAUCCCGCCGCCCGCGGCCGAGGAAGGAGGUAAGGGAGGGGGGGGGGGCUGGGGGUGAUGCAUGGGAAAGGGGUGCCCACCUCUGGGCUGGGGGGGAGUCGUGCAAAGCGGUGAGGCCACUGCCGCCCAUUUGUGCCCCCAUCGCCUGCGUGCACGCGGGCACAUCGCCUCUGCGUGGGCAUCGCUUCGGCACCGCUGCGUGUCCCAUCUCUUGCAGACCCCUUUCCGUGCCACUGCGUGCAGCGAGCCCCCCCAGGGCUAUGGCAGCUGCGGCGCUGUGUCUUUGAGAGGCUGCGGUUGCCCCUAUAGGGAUGUUAAGAUGCACCGGUCCUGCGAGGGUUAACGCACAUUUAAAACCUGCGGAGCUGCUCCAGAAAGCAGCCAUGCCGCACUUCUUGGACUGGUUUGUGCCUGUGUACCUGAUGAUCUCCAUCCUCAUCCUGGUGGGCUUUGGAGCCUGCAUUUACUACUUUGAGCCCGGCCUCCAGGAAGCCCACAAGUGGCGAACGCAGAGGCCGAUCAUGGAACGAGACCUUCGGAAGACGCUGAUGAUUCGGGACAACCUGGCCUUCGGGGUGCCUGAGGUCUGAUGUGCCCGCCAGGUGGAUGGGAGGCCAGAGGUGGUGGGAUGGCACCCACGCUCUGCUGAUUUGGGUCUCCUGCUCGCCACUCACCCUCUGGCCCUACGCUCCUCAGGUUUGUACAGCACGGCAGGCUCAGAGCUUUCUGUGAGCUUGCAGGCCAUCCUCCAGCCAAGAGUUUUUGCUCCUCCCCAGGGAUGAUGUCACCUCUUGGAGCCAUUCACACAAAGGGUCCCAUGUUUGUCACCUAAGCUGGAGCUGCCUGGCUUCUUGGCACCACCCCAGGAGGUCUCCGCAGGGGUAACAGGAUAGGUGAAGCUCUGCCAAGCAAGGGUUCAGCAAGAUCCUGAGACCAACCCUACUGAAGAUGCUCUGCUUUUCUGUUGGGGUUUUGAAGACGGAGAACUUCAGAGCCUGGUGCUCACAGUCUGAUGUUUUCAGGAGCUCUACCUUUGUGUUGAACAUUGUUACUGAUGAGGUUCGUCCAAGUCCUGUAUCAUGCACUGCUGCUCUGCAGCUCUCCAGAUCUGUCACACAGACCUCUCCCAGUUGCCCACCCUUCUGCUCUCUGCCAUUGUAUGAGACAGGACACAUCUCUGUGAGCUGCCUUCUUCAGAGUGGAUAGGCUCCAGCUCUGUGCCGCUGUCACUUGGCUGUCACUUCAGCACAAGCUCUGAGCCAUUCCUCCACCUCCUUGUCUCUGAGAAAGGACAACGCACCGCCCCUCUGUGUGGUUCCUUGAACCAACACAGGUCUCAAGUGUUGGGCUGGUAUGAGUGAGCAAUACGCCCUUGGUAAUUCUCUGGGGGUAAGAGGCAAUUUUUAGCUCUGAGGGUUUUGGCUCAGGAAGUAGUGGGUCAGGGCAUCCUGUAAAUAUCUGAGGUCUUUCUGGCACGUUUCAUCCUCCCAGACUGCAGUAGUACCGCUACUACCUUCCACACCAACACUGGGUGCCCUGGCAGGAACUGUCAGUCUCUAUUCCAAACCAGAGAAGCUGAGACCCAUUCCAUUCAGACAAGCACUGGGGGUCUUGAUGCGAAUCCCCUGGCUGGGUAGCCUCUCUCAGCAGGGAAAUGGAGCCAGCAGGCUUACUCAUGUGCCAAAAUUUGUGCUCACUGUGCUGAGCAAAGGCUCAAAACACAGGUGCAGCCUCACACAGGUGCAUACCAUGUUUGCUGUGCCGUGGUUGCUUGGGGCUGGGAAAAGAACUGUGCUGCAUGGCACCAAGUGCCAUCCUCAGUUUUAUCGACCACAUUCCUGCCCCAGCCCGCCGCCCUGCUCUGUGCCAUGAUCUCUCCACGUCUCACUAAGUACUAUUGUCAAUAGAGUCCACAGCAGAAUAAAGGUGUGUGCAAACCGUG